GAGCAGUGAUGCUGUUUGCUCCGUACAUCAGCUCCUCUCCUUCAGUCACACAGACCCGGGCAGAGGCUGCACGUCCGCAGGCUGAGGAGGACCCUACCGCAUAGCGUUACUGCCGCUGCCCCAUAUCUCCGCUCCGAAUACAUGGAUGUCUCCGCUCGGAGCCCAUUUCGACACUGGACGGUGCUCUUGUAGCCGUGUUCAACGACAGAAAAGCUGAACGUCUCAGCCCCCGGCUCUGUUUUGCGGGUAACUGGUUUAUCUCGACGACACCGACAGAGGACCACACUCCCCCAUCGUUAGCCCGCUAAGCUAGCUAGCCCGCUAACUUAGCUGUGGUACUUUACACCGAGUAGCCGUUAGUUCUCCGCCGUGUAGCUAGCCUGCGGUCUUCUGCGCCACAGAAGUGGAUUGAGGUACCCAGUCACUCCAGGAGCAUGUUUGAGUGACAAGCUGAGGAGGAAGCGGGAUCUCUGAGGCUCCGCCCAUUCUGCUGGUGGAGCACCCUGCACAUCUGACCAGAGACCCCUUUAGUCACCUGGACAGGAUGCGGAGGUUCGCCUACUGCAAGGUGGUUUUGGCCACCUCUCUGGUGUGGGUGAUGCUGGAUAUGUUCAUUCUGCUCUACUUCAGCGAGUGCAACAAGUGUGACGACAAGAAGGAAAGAGGGCUGCCUGGGAGAGACGAUGCCUUGGCCAGGCCGCGGGACGGGCCAGGUGAAGGAGGGAAACCCGUGGUGAUCCCCAAGGAGAAUCAAGAGAAGAUGAAAGAGAUGUUUAAGAUCAACCAGUUCAACCUUAUGGCUUCUGAAAUGAUUGCUCUCAAUCGUUCACUGCCUGACGUCCGCCUGGAAGGGUGCAAGAACAAAUUAUAUCCUGAUAAUCUUCCUCGUACCAGCGUGGUGAUUGUAUUUCACAACGAGGCAUGGAGCACACUGCUGCGAACUGUCCACUCAGUCAUCGACCGCUCUCCACACACUCUGCUGGAGGAGAUUGUCCUGGUGGACGAUGCCAGUGAGAGAGAUUUCCUAAAGCGCCCGUUAGAGCAGUAUGUGAGGAAGCUGGAGGUGCCUGUCAGAGUGGUGAGGAUGGAGCAGCGGUCUGGACUCAUCCGUGCUCGCCUCAAAGGAGCUUCCAUCUCCACCGGCCAGGUCAUAACCUUUCUGGAUGCUCAUUGUGAAUGUACAACAGGGUGGCUAGAGCCUCUGCUCGCCCGCAUCAAGCAGGACAAAAAAACAGUUGUGUGUCCCAUCAUCGACGUCAUCAGCGAUGAUACGUUCGAGUACAUGGCUGGAUCCGACAUGACAUAUGGAGGAUUUAACUGGAAACUCAACUUCCGCUGGUACCCCGUGCCCCAGAGAGAGAUGGACCGUCGCAAAGGAGACCGCACUCUGCCUGUCAGGACUCCCACUAUGGCUGGUGGCUUGUUCUCCAUCGACAGGGAUUAUUUCCAAGAGAUCGGCACAUAUGACGCAGGCAUGGACAUCUGGGGAGGAGAAAACCUGGAAAUCUCUUUCAGAAUAUGGCAAUGUGGUGGAACUCUGGAGAUUGUCACAUGUUCUCACGUGGGUCACGUGUUCAGAAAGGCAACACCUUACACAUUUCCGGGAGGAACGGGACAGAUCAUCAACAAAAACAACCGGCGUCUGGCAGAAGUCUGGAUGGAUGAAUUUAAGAACUUCUUUUAUAUCAUCUCUCCUGGUGUGACCAAAGUGGACUACGGUGACAUCACGUCUCGCAGCGCUUUGAGACAGAAGCUUCAAUGUAAACCCUUCAGCUGGUACUUAGAGAACGUCUACCCAGACUCUCAGAUCCCCAGGCACUACUACUCCCUGGGAGAGAUCCGUAAUGUCGAGACCAACCAGUGCCUGGACAACAUGGCCCGCAAGGAGAAUGAGAAGGUCGGCAUUUUCAACUGCCACGGCAUGGGAGGCAACCAGGUGUUUUCCUACACGGCCAAUAAGGAAAUCCGGACAGACGACUUGUGUCUGGACGUGUCCAAGCUGAACGGACCAGUUAUGAUGCUCAAGUGUCAUCAUCUCAAAGGGAACCAGCUGUGGGAGUACGACCCUGUGAAGCUGACGCUGAUCCACGUCAACAGUAACCAGUGUCUGGACAAGGCCAGCGAGGAGGACAGCCAGGUGCCCAGUGUCAGAGACUGCACACACACACGCUCCCAACAGUGGCUGCUCCGCAACGUCACACUACCGGAGGUCUUCUGACCACACUCCGCACACUCCCAACAACACACACUCACACACACAGCGGCCCAGAGUAAGCAAUCAGGCGAAUGGACGUGUUUGUUAAAAUUGGGCAGCGAGAAAGGAAAGACUUCCCACGAGGGGAUUUUGGAAGAGAGGAGGGCGGAUCGGACGGUACUACCUCUGCCAGAGUUCAGAGGGAGGAGCGCGUUUGACCCUCCUCGCUGCGGGAAGAGGAGGAAAGACUCCCAUUAGGAGACGGCGGCUGUGGUUUUACGUUUGUUUUGUUUUUUCUAAAGAGAUUUUAACCGCGGGGACUGAGAGAGACCGGUGGAGGCGAGGUUCUGCACUCACAGCUUCCUUGGACAAAGCAGUCCACCCCUCAACUCAUCAUGUAACGUUUACUGACUGCCUCUAAAGAGAGUGUGUGUCCUUAUCUCUGUGUGUGUGUGUGUGUGUGUUCUCCAAGAUGAAUGUAUGCUUUGAGAAGGGGGCUUGAAUUGUUUUGUUUUUUGAUUUUUUUUUAUUUAAUUUUGUAAUGGGGUUGACAAUGAACUCAUAUGAAGAAGGGUGUGUAUGUGUGUGUGUGUGUGUGUGUGUGUGUGUGUGUGUGUGUGUGUGUCAUGGAUGCCUGUGUCAGAGCCCCUCCUACACUCCUACAUUUUGCAGCAGUGUAUGUCUCCCCCUGGUGUUACUCCUCGGCACCUCCACCCUCUUACAGACUGAAGCCUCCAUGCUGAGGGAUUCAAAGGGACUGCGCUCAAGAAAAAAAAAAAAAAAAAAAAAAAAAAAACAGAAGAGGACCGAACAGAGAACCUGACGUCUGCCAUCAGCAGAGAUCUAGAGAUAGCGAAAUAUAAUGUUUGUGAUAUCUUGAGAUUUCUAUGUCCAGUUUUUACCUGGCUUUGUCUGUUUCUACAGUCCUGUGAGAGUGCCACAGAGCAGUAACCCUAGCCUGUCUGUCCGUCUGUGUUGUCUUUAAAGAUGUUUAACAUAGAGCUAACACUCACACAGAGGACUCAGCAUAUGUAACUGAUGUUCACUGCCUAAUGUAGUGUGAAUCCACAGGGAAAACUCCCAUAAGGCACUACAUAGACGUAUACGAAUAGGAAAAAGGCCACCUGAGCCUAUACUGUAAUCAUUUUCUCACAUCAUCUUCUCGAUGACCUCUUAAAAGUACCCUCUAAGGGCUCUUUUCCUCCAGUUUGAGUGUGUGGAUGAGUCGGUGUGGGUGUCUUCAGUACUAAUCGCAGCCCAUCAGCCUCCUGUUUACCAGAACAAACAGCUCUCAGUGUCCUCACUUUUGGACUAGCAGAGCCUCUAGCAUAGACUGAUGGCAGAUCAGCAUAUUCCUGCUUCCGUUGUACAAAAAAAAAGAGCAAGAAGC
Molecule: messenger RNA, 3584 nt
Organism: Sphaeramia orbicularis (orbiculate cardinalfish)
Lineage: Eukaryota; Metazoa; Chordata; Actinopteri; Kurtiformes; Apogonidae
Gene: galnt1
Product: UDP-N-acetyl-alpha-D-galactosamine:polypeptide N-acetylgalactosaminyltransferase 1
Exons: 14
Coding region: 545-2218 (557 amino acids)
Biological process (GO): protein O-linked glycosylation
Cellular component (GO): Golgi apparatus
Molecular function (GO): polypeptide N-acetylgalactosaminyltransferase activity
Source: RefSeq, a predicted model, not a curated record